AUGUUACACCAGGAGCACCCGCUGGCGGAGGGGAGUUUCGCCCCUAUGGGGUCCCUUCAGCCGGACUCCGGCAAUGGGAGCUUAAACGGAACUGAGCCCGGUGGGGGUUCCCGGGAGACCCCUUAUUCACUGCAGGUGACCCUGACCCUGGUCAGCUUGGCUGGGCUACUCAUGCUGCUAACUGUGUUCGGCAACGUGCUGGUCAUCAUCGCAGUGUUCACCAGUCGAGCCCUUAAGGCGCCUCAGAAUCUCUUCUUGGUGUCUUUGGCCUCGGCUGACAUCCUCGUGGCCACUCUGGUCAUCCCCUUCUCACUGGCCAACGAGGUGAUGGGUUACUGGUACUUCGGCAAGGUGUGGUGUGAAAUCUACCUGGCGCUGGACGUACUCUUCUGCACGUCUAGCAUUGUACACCUGUGCGCCAUCAGCCUGGACCGCUACUGGUCCAUCACUCAAGCAAUCGAGUACAACCUGAAGCGGACGCCCCGACGCAUCAAGGCCAUCAUCUUCACCGUGUGGGUCAUCUCGGCUGUCAUCUCCUUCCCACCGCUCAUCUCCAUUGAAAAGAAGGGAGGUGACAAGCAGGUGGAGCCCCUGUGCGAUAUCAAUGACCAAAAGUGGUAUAUCAUCUCCUCCUCCAUAGGUUCCUUCUUUGCCCCUUGCCUCAUCAUGAUCCUAGUGUACGUACGCAUCUAUCAGAUUGCCAAGCGUCGCACCCGGGUGCCGCCCAGUCGGCGCAGCGACGGCAGCGAGGGUGCUGAGCGCCGACCCAACGGGCUUGCAGACCCAGGGCGUGGGGAGGGCCAACCGCUCCCUGCCAAGCUCAAUGGAACAGGAGAUCCAGCCCCAGCCGAGCGGGAGGUGAAUGGGCUGGAUUUGGAGGAAAGUUCCUCCUCAGAGCACCCAGAGCAGACACCGGGCCCUCCUGGUCCCCGGAAAGGGGAGCGGGGCCUCAGGGGAAAAAGCAAAACAAAAAUGAGCCAAGUGAAGCCGGGUGACAGCCUGCCCCGGAGAGGCGGCGAGGAAGAGCGCGGCGCGAAAGCGUCUCGCUGGCGGGGGCGCCAGAAUCGCGAGAAACGCUUCACCUUUGUGCUAGCCGUGGUGAUUGGGGUCUUUGUGGUCUGCUGGUUUCCCUUCUUCUUCACCUACACGCUCACUGCAGUCUGCUGCUCCGUCCCCCCCACCCUCUUCAAGUUCUUCUUCUGGUUUGGUUACUGCAACAGCUCGCUCAACCCCGUCAUCUACACCAUCUUCAACCACGACUUCCGUCGGGCCUUCAAGAAAAUCCUCUGCCGGGUGGACAGGAAGCGCAUCGUGUGAAGUGAAGCUGCUACUCCAAACGCCUCGGUCCCCUUCUCUCCUCACUAACUCCCUGCAGUGCCCCUCGCCCGUCAGCCUUGGCUUCUUGC
Messenger RNA from Gracilinanus agilis (Agile Gracile Mouse Opossum), 1406 nucleotides. RefSeq names its product adrenoceptor alpha 2A (gene ADRA2A). The record is from RefSeq and is a predicted model, not a curated record. Gene Ontology annotation, cellular component: membrane. Lineage: Eukaryota; Metazoa; Chordata; Mammalia; Didelphimorphia; Didelphidae. The coding region runs from base 1 to 1317 and encodes 438 amino acids. Gene Ontology annotation, molecular function: alpha2-adrenergic receptor activity. Gene Ontology annotation, biological process: platelet activation; regulation of smooth muscle contraction; regulation of vasoconstriction. The transcript has a single exon.